UGGAAUGGUGGUUUAGUGUACGGCUAUCAAAGACGUGCGCUCCUAAAAUCACAGCUUCAGAUUGACUUCCGAGAGAGAGUCCGAUCGUUAAACUCAUCGGAUCGAAGAGUAGAGAGUAGAGCACUGAAGAGAUGAACGUUGUAGGGAGACAAAUGCAGAGAUCUGGUUCGUCUACAGUACACCAUCAGCGUCAGUACUCCGAUAAUUUCUUAGAAACCUCCUCCAAUGGAAGAUGGCUCCAAUCUGCUGGUCUUCAGCAUCUUCAGUCCUCAAAUUCAAAUGCAACUGUUCCUGGUCUACAGGACUUAGGUUAUUAUGGUGGCGGCGGCGGCGGUGGUGUUGGAGGAGGACUUCAGGGGUCAAGAAAGUAUCGGAACGUGCAGAGGAGCGUUAGUGGGGGUAAUGAGCUUUUCUCGGAGCCUUCUACUCCGCCACUUGAUUCGCGAUCGUCUAGCCUGAGGAAGAAUGCCGAUGACCAAAUGUCUCCGGGUGAGCUCAGUCCUGGUAUCUUGGAUCUGCAUUCCUUCGACACUGAGCUACUUCCGGAUAUGCCGGUUCCUGCUACAUAUGGUAAUUCUACUCUUUACCAUGCUGUGCGAGGCAGAAGCUUUGAUGACGCUGAGCCUUAUCUUCCUACCAACAAGCAAAUAAAUAAAGCACGUGCUAUGGCAGAGAAUAAUCUUCUGAAAAGCGUAUCAGUUGAUAAAGAGAAGGCCAGUUCCGUUGCUAAAAUCAAAGUUGUGGUACGCAAGCGACCGCUAAAUAAGAAGGAGAUGGCCAAGAAAGAGGAAGACAUCAUAACAAUAGAGCCAAGUUCCAAUUCUCUUACUGUUCAUGAGACUAAACUGAAGGUUGAUCUGACAGAGUAUGUUGAGAAGCAUGAAUUUGUUUUUGAUGCAGUGCUGAAUGAGGAAGUUUCAAAUGAUGAAGUGUAUCGUGAAACUGUGGAGCCUAUUGUUCCAAUAAUCUUUCAGAGGACCAAAGCAACUUGCUUUGCUUAUGGGCAAACAGGAAGUGGGAAAACUUAUACAAUGCAACCACUGCCCCUUAAAGCAUCUCAGGAUAUUUUAAGAUUAAUGCACCAUACUUACCGUAAUCAAGGUUUCCAGCUGUUCGUGAGCUUCUUUGAAAUAUAUGGUGGGAAGCUUUUUGAUCUUCUUAAUGAUCGGAGAAAGCUUUGUAUGAGGGAGGAUGGUAAGCAGCAAGUGUGCAUUGUUGGUUUGCAAGAGUACAAGGUAUCAAACGUGGAGACAAUCAGAGAGUUCAUUGAGAAAGGAAAUGCUACGAGAAGUACAGGGACAACUGGUGCUAAUGAGGAAUCGUCCCGCUCGCAUGCUAUUCUCCAGCUUGUUAUCAAGAGAUCUGCUGAUGGCAGUGAAUCAAAGCCUCCCCGUGUCGUUGGCAAGCUCUCAUUUAUAGAUCUUGCUGGAAGUGAACGUGGUGCAGAUACUACUGAUAAUGAUAAGCAGACAAGAAUGGAAGGUGCUGAAAUUAAUAAAAGCCUGCUUGCAUUGAAGGAAUGUAUUCGAGCACUAGACAAUGAUCAGGGACACAUUCCUUUCAGAGGGAGUAAACUGACUGAAGUUCUUAGAGAUUCAUUUGUUGGUGAUUCACGCACAGUUAUGAUAUCUUGUAUUUCCCCGAGCUCAGGGUCAUGUGAACACACCCUGAACACGUUAAGAUAUGCUGACAGGGUUAAGAGCCUUUCAAAGGGAAAUAACUCUAAGAAGGAUCCUUUGCCAUCAACCAUAAACCUAAGGGACUCAACUGCUGUAUCCAUAUCUUCAGUUUUACCAACAAUACCAAAUUUUGAGGGUAACAUCUCUGAUGUUCCUGAAACAAGCAGAUUUGGAUGGUCCAGACAGAUUGAGAGAGAAGCUUCUCCUUCUUUUAAUCUGGAUCGUACACCUAGUAGAAGGGAGGAGGGCCCUUUGGCAACAACUGUAUAUUCAGAUUUCCUCAAGGAUAACCGAGAUGAUAGGUUUGGAAUUGCCACGGAGGAUUUUGAUUACUCUGAGGAGCUAUAUGAGCAGAAGCCAUUGAGGAAGAAGAAUGGAAAGCCAGAGACCUACCAAUUCUCUGUUGUAGAUGACAAGCUAAGAAGAACUGAUAUGCAGGCUAAAAGCAAAAACCUGCCAAACUUUGACCCUAAUAAUUCACAUUCAGAUGAUGAUCUGAAUGCUCUCUUAAAGGAAGAGGAAGAUCUUGUAACUGCUCACAGGAGACAGGUUGAGGAGACCAUAGAUAUUGUCAGAGAGGAGAUGAAGCUGUUGGUUGAAGCAGAUCAACCAGGAAAUCAUCUGGAUGAUUACAUCUCUAGAUUGAACACUAUGCUGUCCCAAAAGGCUGCAGGGAUACUACAAUUGCAGAACCGAUUGGCUCAUUUCCAGAGGCUUCUGAAUGAGCACAAUGUUUUAGUCUCAUCUGGCCUCUGAUUUCAUGGACUAGUGGAAUUGAUAAUUGGAGAAAAAUUUUCAAGAUGUUAUAUUUGUUAUACACUAUCUCUAUUCAUUGAA
Telopea speciosissima is the source of this 2516-nucleotide messenger RNA. RefSeq names its product kinesin-like protein KIN-13B. NCBI's taxonomy places the organism in Eukaryota, Viridiplantae, Streptophyta, Magnoliopsida, Proteales, Proteaceae. The record is from RefSeq and is a predicted model, not a curated record. Gene Ontology annotation, molecular function: ATP binding; microtubule binding; microtubule motor activity. The transcript has 12 exons. Bases 132 to 2435 code for a protein of 767 amino acids. Gene Ontology annotation, biological process: microtubule-based movement.